CAGUCAGAAGGGUCUGAGGUCCUCCUGAGUCCAGAAGUCACCUGCGGUCCUCCCGAGAUGAUCGUCACGACCCCCUUUGCGUUGACAAUCCCUCACUGUGCAGAUGUCAGCUCCGAGCACUGGAACAUCCACUUAAAGAAGAGGACUCAGCAGGGCAAGUGGGAGGAAGUGAUGUCAGUGGAGGAUGAAUCCACAUCCUGUUACUGCCUUCUGGAUCCCUUUGCAUGUCAUGUGCUCCUUGAUAGUUUUGGGACCUAUGCCCUUACAGGAGAGCCAAUCACAGACUGUGCUGUGAAGCAACUCAAGGUGGCAGUCUUUGGCUGCAUGUCCUGUAACUCUCUGGAUUACAAUUUGAGAGUUUACUGUGUGGAUAACACCCCUUGUGCAUUUCAG
Chinchilla lanigera (long-tailed chinchilla) is the source of this 393-nucleotide messenger RNA. RefSeq names its product netrin receptor UNC5D-like. The transcript is spliced from 2 exons. Gene Ontology annotation, cellular component: membrane. Gene Ontology annotation, molecular function: netrin receptor activity. NCBI's taxonomy places the organism in Eukaryota, Metazoa, Chordata, Mammalia, Rodentia, Chinchillidae. The annotation marks the transcript as partial. The record is from RefSeq and is a predicted model, not a curated record. Gene Ontology annotation, biological process: netrin-activated signaling pathway.